AAAAUGGAAUUUUUUAACAUAGUAGAAAUCUUCAUGUAAAUCUGUCACAUAUUAUAAGAAUUUGUGGUAAUUCAAGAUGGAAGACGGUGAAAAUAAAACGGACGUUGGGCUGGAUAAAGAGAAAAAGUCGUACGCUGGAAUACCGGAGGCCGAAUUUGUUGAUGAUGUCGAUGCUUUUAUGGCAAGACCUGAAAAUGAAUCAGCAGACAAAGUACUCCAAAUGUUGGAUGAGAACCAUGGAAAGUAUAAAUUUAUGGAAUAUAAUUUAUUUAAUAAGAGAAAACGUUUGAAGGCUCAGAUUCCAGAUCUAGAGAGAUCAUUAGAUAUGAUUAAAAAAUUACAGCAAGAGAAAAAUGAAAGCAAAGAAUUAGAGACACAAUUUCUUUUAUCGGAACAAGUUUAUGCAAAAGCUGUUAUUCCUCCUACUAAUAAAGUGUGUUUGUGGUUAGGAGCCAAUGUUAUGUUAGAAUAUACUUUGGACGAUGCACAAGAAAUGUUAACAAAGAAUAUCGAAGCAGCAAAGAGAAAUCUAGGCUAUGUUGAACAUGACUUAGAUUUUGUGAGAGAUCAAUUUACUACAACGGAAGUUAAUAUGGCACGUAUUUAUAAUUGGGAAGUAAAACGCAGACAAGCUACUAAACCAACAUGAAGGCUGUUUUUUAAAUAAAUUCAAUUUGCACGUGUUGAACGCCUAAAACUCAAAGGGUUACAUUAUUAAAUGGAAAGAGCCUGUGAAUAAAAAGUACUGUUGGAAACUGUCAAUGGAAUAAAGGAUUCAAAUGCCACCACAUAUUUAGGUUAUAAGCUAGAUACACCAAUAUUUAUGUAUAUUGCCUCAAAUACAUUUGGAUUCUAACUUAA
This is a messenger RNA of Frieseomelitta varia, 861 nucleotides long. It is a transcript of the gene mgr, whose product is annotated as prefoldin subunit 3. Gene Ontology annotation, biological process: microtubule-based process; tubulin complex assembly; protein folding. Gene Ontology annotation, cellular component: prefoldin complex; cytoplasm. Bases 77 to 649 code for a protein of 190 amino acids. The record is from RefSeq and is a predicted model, not a curated record. The transcript is spliced from 3 exons. Gene Ontology annotation, molecular function: tubulin binding. Lineage: Eukaryota; Metazoa; Arthropoda; Insecta; Hymenoptera; Apidae.